AUGCCAUCGAGCGCAAAUACUGAGGCCGAUUUAGAAGAAUUGCUUUCUCUCUCCAGACAUGGGGCGCAACGCGAGUCCCGCAGCACCAAGAUACGGAGCUUAACCGAUGAGGAUAUAGCGCAAGUCAUCAGUAUUGGUACAAAGCGCGAGGUUACAAGAGAGGGAUUAGAAAGGAUACUGUUGGUCGUCCUCGAUACAGCUGCGCAAGAAGGGGAUAUCGCGUCUGGUACACCGAUUGAUCGUGCAGGCGAUGUCAAAGUACAGCUUGAGGAAUUGAGCGUCGAAGAACUGCCAUCGUCUGCGGGUUCAUCACCAACAGCAUCAGCGGCAUCCGAGCACUGUAUCAAACGUGAUCCGGGUAUUUGGGAGGCUUUCGAUACCACGGUCAAGCGCGCGAGGAAAAACAAGGAUGUAUCUGCCAACUCUGACACACUUCAACAAGCUGAAUCAGCUUGGUCUGUAAGUCUGACAGCACCUGGACAUAUCCUUUUCGGCCCUACUGUCCCAGAACAUCUGCUCUACGUCGAUCCUACCCCAUGGCACCCAGAAUUCCGAGAAAGCUGGGCUGGCAUGAGUAAAGACCCAGAUCAUCCUGCGUUCUUUACAAAGGACGAGUUAGGAUUUUAUAUCCCUAAGGAGAUGCUAUCGACACAAGAAACGAAUGACGGGCUGGAGCCGCUUCCAAAAAUGCCACUCGAGCUUUCCGUCCAGAUCCGCCGUAAGAUCGGUGCAGACUUCAUACAAGGAUGGAAGAGUAUAGAGCGAUACGGUGACAUGAUACUGUUUCAAACACGGAAUUUUGGGACGAGCAGUCAUUGUUUGAGCGACUUCACGAUUAGACGAAAACGUGGACCGAGCACACGCGUGCAGUCUAAAGGAAACGUAUGGAGCGCUUGCGACUUCUGCAUCGAUACUCGCCGUCUUUGUCUAAGGAUGAUCAAAGUGAACCACCAAGAAACAGAGAAGGUCGUCUUUCCUCUGCCACCUCAAUUGCGCGUUGGCAGGCACUGGACAGAGAUGGGGUUCUGGGUCCGUGAUGCUACGGAAUCGGCAGGUAGAAGAACGGCUACUGACACUUAA
Alternaria postmessia is the source of this 1080-nucleotide messenger RNA. RefSeq lists its product as uncharacterized. The record is from RefSeq and is a predicted model, not a curated record. Bases 1 to 1080 code for a protein of 359 amino acids. NCBI's taxonomy places the organism in Eukaryota, Fungi, Ascomycota, Dothideomycetes, Pleosporales, Pleosporaceae. The transcript has 2 exons.